AUUGAGGCCAGUGUAUUAGUUCUGUUCUGACAUUAUGAUGACGAAUUUGCGCUAUUAUCAGGAAGCAAACGUUCUUCAUUGCUGACCACUUUUUUUUACUUUAUUUUAAACUGGAGAUGAUCUGAGGUGAAAAUGUCUGUCGUUCAAACCGAAGUGGAAUCAGAGUUGAUCCUCCGCCAGCAGCUGAAGUGUCUGAGCGAUACGCUGAGGGAGCAGCUGCAGCAGACAAAGAGGAGACACAAAGACCAGCUCCUGAGGAGGCUCCAUCAAAGCCGCCUCUCUUCACCGGAUGUCAGCCAGAUCUUUCCACAUGAACCCGCUCCACAGAAAAAGAAUUCAAACUGGGAGGAACAACUGGACUCAAUCUGGAACAAUCCGACCCCCGCGCCGAAGUCUGUGCCGAAAUCCAGCGAGCAGAUGAAGCAGGAGCAGGAUGAAGCCGAGUGUCUGCGACAGUUCCGAGCCUCGCCGGUCCCGGAGCAAACCAAGCGUCCUCUCUACCAUCAGAUCACGGAGCUGAAAGAGAAGCAGAGAGAGAAAGCCCGGGAGCAGAGGAAGAACUUUCUGCUGUCGGAGCAAAAACCCUUCAGCUUCCACGAGAGAGAGAAGAUGAAGAAGGAGAAGCAAGAGGAUCAGACGCUUCAGAGGGCCAAGAAAUCCACACCGAAGGCAGCAACAAACCAGCAGGAGGCGCCAGAGAAACCAAUGGCACCAAAACUCCGCACAGCGGAUCGAGCCAGAAAAGAGAAGAUGGGAUUCCUGUAUGAGAAGCCGAGUUUUCACCCAAACAUCAUCCACCAAGUCCCAGACUUCCAGCGGCUACACAGGAACCUUCAGACGGACGGUCUGAGAAGACCCCAUGGCACGGACGGCACCAAGUGUCAGCCCUUCAUCCUGAGGACGUCAGCAAGGCCCGUCAGGCAGCGAAGGAUGAGUGUGGACAACAUACAGGCACCAAAUGAAGGGAAACUGCAAAGAAGCAAAUCACUGGGAACCUUGAAGUCUCUGUCCCCCGACACACUCCCGGUCUACAUCACCGACGCCGUGAGGAGGCGGAGUCAUGCCAUACGGAAGUCGAUGGAACUGCGGGAGAGUCAGAGCCAGGAGACAUCAGACUGGUUUCUGAAGAACCAGAUGAAAACCCAGGUCUUGAGGAAGUCGGUUUCCCUCCAUGCCAAGUUGUUGGACCCUCACAACAGCUUGAAAGACGUUUUUAAGGAGAAACUUCAACAGCACCGGGCGGCUGACCAGCAGAGGAUGAGAGAAUACAAGAGGGAGUUACGGGACAUCAACGCACGAGUCACCGAUCGGCCAUUUUUGUUUGAACAGCUGAAACAGCGAGACGCCAAGACGUUGGUGGAGAACAUGUUCAAGAAGAAGCUGAAGGAGGUCGGCAUGAAGGAGGAGUUCGUGGAGGAAAAGGGACGAGCGGCGGACGGAGCCUCCGAGGAUGAUGAUGAAGUCCCCAGCAAGGAUGAAGAGGACGGAGAGAAAAUUGAAGAUGUGGAGGAAAAAUAGCGUGAAGAGCGGCCAUGGUGUCCAGCCGCCACUGGUUUUAUUUUUGUGGCUGGAACGACGACUCUUGUCCUGACGGCGAGCUUGCGACGGGAAUUCGAUCCUCAGUGAUGUGCAGCCAUCAAUUUAGAAAUCAUCUGCAGAGAGUCGCUGAUUUUUCACUGGAAAAGUUUGUCGGAGCGAGGCUGGGAGGCUCCAAGAUGGAAGGAAGACAGGCGACCACACACGCUCCUGAAAACUGGUUAGAGCCCUGGUAAUGUAGAGCAGUGUUUUUCAACCGGGCUGUGCCAUGAGAGACGGUCAGGUGUGCCGUGGGAAAGUGAUCCAGGUUCACCUCAUGUGUCCGGAGAUAGAGGCGGGCGAUAUGAUGACAUUAAAUCAUGACAAUGAGAAGGUGUUGAGGAGCAACCAAGGUGAGGAGAUCACAUGGAUUCGCUGACAUUCUUUCUCUCCACUCUACUGUAGAGCUACAGUGUGUUGAUGCGCUGAUCUGAAGCCGCUCACAUGCGCAGCUUCCUGCUGUUUUUAAAGCCGGUGCGCCUCUAACUUGACCACACACCACAGAACCAUGGAGGGAGGGAGGGAUCCUUGUCGGACCCUCGAGGCCAAAGACUGUCUGCACCGCAGAGCUAACAGAGCUAACGUGACGUCUCACUUCAAAACUUUAUUGAUAAUCAUGGAAUGUCAAAGUUUGCUAUGUGGUUUAAAAGUUGGCGAAAAACUAAAUGCACUACAAAAUAAAUGCGCUCCAAUGUGAAGAGGGAAAGAAUCAUCAGCAGGUUCAGGCAAAGAAUGCUAAGGAUUUGUCUGGAAACUCAAAACUACAAUAAAAUCAUGCAAAAGAGAAGUGAUUUAAAGUAGGUAAAUAAAUAAAUAAAUCAUGAUAUAUGUUGCCAUAUUGCCCACCGCUCUCUGGACACAUUUGAAACAAAUACAUUUUCUGCAGUUUGUUUCUGCAGUUGUUCACAAAUGAAUAGGGAUUUUCUGUAGGACUUUAAGCACAAGUGCGCUUUGGUCGAGGUUCCUUUGGUGGCGAGGCCCAGGAUGAACCCCUGAAAAACACUGAUCCAGAGUAAAGUUUGA
Molecule: messenger RNA, 2598 nt
Organism: Synchiropus splendidus (mandarinfish)
Lineage: Eukaryota; Metazoa; Chordata; Actinopteri; Syngnathiformes; Callionymidae
Gene: fam161b
Product: FAM161 centrosomal protein B
Exons: 9
Coding region: 133-1518 (461 amino acids)
Biological process (GO): cilium organization
Cellular component (GO): cilium
Source: RefSeq, a predicted model, not a curated record